AUGAGUUUGUCACAACAAUUGAAGCAGAUCAAUGAAAAGUCUGCUUCGGUGGCUUUAGACAGAAAGUCCCGUUCUAAGCUUCACUCCAAGUCGCUCAUUUUUGCUCCAAAGGUUGCCGCAACUCAGGACUAUGACUACCUUCAUCUGGUUGGAGUUGAUGGUUUGACUGAAUUAUGUACCAUUGACUCUCGCUUUUUGAAGUUUCAGCAGACUUUGUUUGCCGACUCCACUGUCAACUUUGAUAGAAAUGUCCAGACCAAAGAGAUUGUAGAUAACUUGGACGCUUCAAUCGCAGCAUUCUUGAACCUUGUGAGUCCAUUCUACCCAUUAAGUCCUGCUGUCAAGGCUGUGGAAUGGCUUGUAAGAAGGUUCUACAUCAACAUUCAUAAUUCUGAGGCUCUCAUCCUCACAUGCUUGCCCCAUUAUCAACUGCAGAUCUUUGCACGAGUCAUGAAUGUCAUACCAAAAAGCCUGUGGCCGCCCAUAUUUAAUUGGUUGAAUGGGUAUAGGGAUAUGUCAAAGAACCCUCCUAGUAGUUCCAUAUUAAAGGCAUUCAGGAAUGACUAUCAACUAUUCAAGCUUUACUCCGAAUACAUCACUCAACAGGUUCUGGUGGAGACUGUCUACAAAGAGCAGCUUGUAUUCUAUUUGACCAACACAAUUCAACUCCUAGCAUCGUACAGCACUGAUAUCGAAAAAUUGAAUGAGGUUUACUUGCCUGUCAUUCUCGAAGUCAUAGGCAAGUUUUUGCUUGCGCUGAACACCAGUCUUGAUCACGAUAUCAAAAUCGCUGCAUAUACUCUUAUGUCUGUCGUUGUGUCUUUGGUUCCUUUGGCAGACGAUGUGCAUAUUUCUUUAACCCGGUCCAUACUACAAGUACCUGGUGCAUUCGACCCUCAACUCAAGAGACAGACUAUGAUCAUUUUAGCUCAAACCUGGCAACGUUAUACUGGAGCUAAAUUCGACUUUGAAUUUUUCAACACAAUUCCUCUCGACUCGCUACUCAAAGACAAUUUGUUGGAGUCCUUGGUACACGAGGGGUUUGAUUUCAAUAAUUUUCUCCUUGCAUUAAUCUCAUCCACAAAUGAUAAAAGGACAUUAUCGCUUGCGAAGCUUUUCAAAAUAGAGCGUGCAAAUGAGGCAGUAGCCACUACCUUCAUAUCCCGUUUGAUAGAUGCUGCAAGCUUCAAACCUGACACCGAGGCUCGUGCUCUGAUUGUGGCAGCUUUCGAGGCAAUGCUUGCAGGUUCGAGAGAUACCUUGGUUGAAUAUUUGGGUUCCAAGAAAGAGCCAAUGUCUCUUGCUGACCUUGAAAUGGUGUUACUUACUACUUUGUCUUCGAGUGACGUUGAUGACUCUGAGAUUAACGUUGCCCAAUCUGACGAGGUCCAAGAGGCCAAUGGCUCGUCAAAUAGUGAGCCAGUGACUUUGGAUGGAGUCAAGUCUCACACCAAGUCAUUCUUGUUUCAAUGUGAAGACUUUAAUGAUUUAUCGAGGCUCCUUGUUUCUUUCCUCGCACCGUUCGAAUCCAAUUCGUAUGCCAACCAGAUUGCAAAGUUCUGUGCGGCUGUCUUUACAGGGCCCAAUGCUUCCAUCACCUUUACUCUUCGCUGUUCUUUGACUCCAAUUAUACCUUUGAAGGUACGUCUCGCCUGUUUAAUUUGCUUGAAGAGAAAAUUGAAAGAGCUUGCCAAGUCUGGUGACACCAAACUUCAUUUGAUUCUCCCAAUUCUCAUCUUAGGAUUGUAUGAUGAUCAUCAGAGCAUAAGAGCAGGUUUCGCUGAAAGCAUACACUCUCUUUCCACUCCUUCAGCAUCGAAGAAUGCAAGCAUAUUUUUGGAGGACGAAAUGUAUGCAGAUGUUGCAGCAAGCAACAAGGUUUUGAUUUCGCCCAAGGAUGGUGACAGCCUUAUCAACUUACUCACCUCAACGGAUUCACUUCUCAAGGAGACUGUGUUGGACAAAACCCGCUUGGUUUCGGUGUUGUUUGAGGUGGUUUUCAAAGCGCAACAGCCCUCCAAAAAGUUUGGUUUGGUAUGUCAAACUUUCUUCAUCGCCCAAUGGUCUCAGCUACCAUUUGCAGCCGUAUUCAAGAGCCUUAUUUUCAAGAUCAUGUCUGGAAGAAAUAUAACAGCAGAAUGUCCUAGUCGUGAAAGCUUCAUCAAGGGCGACGUUGCUGGACUUUUUAGCGGCUACGAAGCCUGGAUGGCCUCGGCUCAAGAGAGCAAGCUUGAUUUUGAAAGCGACAUUGUUCUGCCUCUUGUAAACUUGGUGGGUGGUCAAGACGAGCUUUCUACGCCAAAUUCACUGGAAAUUGAUGAGGUUGGUUGGCUCAUAAAAGCCACUGAUUUCACUAAAUGCCCAGUUAUUCAGGUGGCUGCGACAAAAAGAGUAACCCAAGUAUUUGAGUUUCUCAAACCGGAAGAUAAGGUUCGACUUUAUUCAAAAUUUAUUGAAUUACAAGCCUCAGACGACGAGCUUAAUUUCGACGCACAAGAAAUCUUGCAGGCCAUGCCUCUUGAUUUCAAUUCGGCACUCACUUUACUCAAAAACUUCCAGUUAGUUGCACAAAUUCCAGAGCAACAGAUUCCUAAAAGAAGAAGACGGUCUUCCAACUCCAGCAAACAGACGAUGGCUCAUGAAGAGUUGGUUAGCAUUGCUUCUGUUCAUCUUCGGAAACUCACAAUAGUGUUGGAUCUUUUGGAGUACAACUUGCGCAAGAAUUUGAAAGAGAUCAAACCCGAGCUUUUGCUGUCGUUUUUCGGAAUAUUGACAGAUCUCGAAUAUUUGGGUCAUGAUGGUGACAUGCCAGUACUUUACACCCAGGAAGUUUUGGCUACAUGCAUGCUUUUGGCAGUUAAGCAUAUCAAGGCGAUCAACGAGAAUGGCUCCGGUCGGAUUUCUAUCGACUCGAAUUCUGUGCGUGCCGACUUGAUUGUCAACACUAUUCGGUCUUCAAAUUCACCACAGAUCCAAAACAGACUCUUGUUAGUCAUUGCAGAGUUAGCUUCUCUUGCCCCAGAGAUUAUUCUUCAUUCUGUAAUGCCGAUUUUCACCUUUAUGGGUGCUCACACCAUUCGUCAAGACGAUGAGUUUUCCAGCUUUGCACUCCAAGACACUAUAGCAAAGGUAGUGCCGGCUCUUGCAAAGAGUGGAGCUUCGUCAUUCAGCAAUGAAAUCGAGUUCCUCUUGACAAGCUUUGUGACAGCAUUUCAACACAUUCCUAGACAUCGUCGAGUCAAAUUGUUCUCGUCUCUCAGCAAGACUUUGGGAGCAGGAAAUUCGAUUCACACCAUCCUCUUUUUAUCGGGAGUACAAUAUGCUUCCUUGUUUGGAAAGGGGAAGCAUGGAGAUUGUCUUUCCUUGUUAGAGUUCACGCAAGGUUAUAUGAAGCAAUUCCAGGCUUCCGAACAAUUAUCAGCUAUUCACAAAUUCUGUACCUUGUGGCAGCUCGUACCAACUAAACCACUUGAUCCGGAUUCUGACGAAUUUAGAAACUUGAACUCAAGGCCAAUAUUCGGUGCUUCUAUUUUAUCAUUAAAUGAUACUGAACUUGUCGAGUUAAAGGCAGGUUUGAUCACAUUUAUUGACAGCUUGUUGCAGACUGACGAAGAAUCGGUCGGUUACUUACAGCUCAGGGUCAACCAAUUGCUUUUAGACUCGCACUCCACCGAUGGUGAGAAGACGAUUAUCAUCGAUGGCUGCAAAAAUGUGGCUUCGUUGCUUUUGGGUUCUCUUGAUAAUUUUGGUCAAGUUUCAAAAAUGACAAAAGUAUCCGACAACUUGUACCAAUUCUUGGAUGACAUCUUGUCCCUUUUGCCGUUGGUAUAUUUCUUAGACUCUAUUAUUGACGUCUUGAAGAACCCAAUGGGUGUUGACAGGGUCGCUAUAAACUUUGCACGGUUAGCAGGCAACAAAAUAGAGAAUGAGUUGACAGCCUCGAAUUUGGAUGAACAGAUUCAAUUCUCGCUCUUUGAAAAGUUGGUUCCAGUUUUGAUUUCUGGAAUCAAGAGUAAUCAAGAUGCUGAAAUUAGCCAAGCAUAUAUGGAUGCUACAGCUCAAGCAGUUGCCAAGCUAGGUAACUGUACUACUUGCUUCAACGAGGCUAAGAAUGUCAGUGUGUUGAACGAAUGUUUGAGCAUCCUCACCUCAGAAUCAGGAUUGAAGAGCUCCAAGCCUGAGUGCAUCAUUUCUUCAAUGAACUGUAUAUCUUCGAUCAUCAAUAUCAUGGGAGUUAAAGCUAUUGGAUUUUUCCCAAAGAUUUUUGAGCCCACAGUGGAGAUCUGGAAGACGACAAAAACGAAUGAAGAGGACAUGCAACUUGUUCAAACUUCGGUAUUACUUCUCUUUGCUCAAUUGGUUAAGAAACUUCCCGCAUUUGUUACUUCGAAACUUGACAGUAUUUUCACUUGCACAAUUGGAAGUUUAGCAGUCGAUGCUACUGUUCGUUCAUCUAUUCUUUCCUCAAUUGUUGAGUAUGUCGAUACAGCGUAUGUGCUCAAGGCGUUAUGCAAUGUAUGGGGAGAAAUUUCUAAAAGUGACAAUGCUGAAGUCAUUGGUUUGUACUUGGGAGCCAUGGAAAAGACCAUUGAUCAAUUAGAGAAGAAAUCUGCAAUUUCUCAGGCUACUUUGUUCAUCAAGUGGAUGAUCAAGGCUUUUGAGUUCAGACUGAGUGUUAGCAAGAGUAGCCAAGACUUUGACACAAAUACGAUCCACAGACUUGAGUCGUCGUUCCACUCCUGUGGAUUGAGAUACGUUAUGAAACUCAAUGACAAGACGUUCCGUCCUUUGUUCGCUGGAUUGGUGAGAUGGGCUGUUAAUGGUGAAGGUAGUACUAGCGACACCGACGAAGUUAGUCGGUACAUUGCAUUCUUCCGGUUCUUCAACAAGGUUCAAGAGCAGUUGAAGAGUAUCAUAACUUCAUACUAUUCUUACCUCAUAGAUCCUGUUUCGAGUUUGUUGAAGAGAAUUGACACUAUGGAGGACAGCAUAAAUCUCAAGAGAAUGGUGUUCAAUUCAUUGACUUCAUCGUUCAAAUAUGACCAAGAUGACUUCUGGUCGCAGCCUCUGCGAUUCGAGAGUAUCUGUGGUCCAUUAUUGCAACAGAUACCUACUAUCGAGAAUAGUAUUGGAAAGUACUUGGUUAAAUGUGUCAGUGCAUUUGUUGUUAAUGUUUCAUCUGAAGAACACAAUGAAAAAUUGGUUCAUGGUUUGAUCCAUUACAUCUCCAAUGAGCAUUCCACAACCAAUAGCCAUACCAAGACAUGGACCAUUCGCAUCUUGAAGAGUGUAUUCCAGAAAAUGGGUGAUCAAUGGCUUUCCUACUUGCCAACACUCAUUCCAUACAUUGCCGAGUUGUUGGAGGAUGAUGAUGAAGAUGUAGAAUUGGAGGUAAGAAAGGGAUUAGUGAAGGUGUUAGAAAACGUUCUUGGUGAGCCAUUGGAUCGUUACUUGAACUAG
Messenger RNA from Meyerozyma guilliermondii ATCC 6260, 5460 nucleotides. RefSeq names its product snoRNA-binding rRNA-processing protein. Gene Ontology annotation, molecular function: snoRNA binding. The record is from RefSeq and is a predicted model, not a curated record. Bases 1 to 5460 code for a protein of 1819 amino acids. Gene Ontology annotation, biological process: positive regulation of transcription by RNA polymerase I; maturation of SSU-rRNA from tricistronic rRNA transcript (SSU-rRNA, 5.8S rRNA, LSU-rRNA). Lineage: Eukaryota; Fungi; Ascomycota; Pichiomycetes; Serinales; Debaryomycetaceae. Gene Ontology annotation, cellular component: 90S preribosome; t-UTP complex; small-subunit processome. The transcript has a single exon.